AUGUUGUUAACCAAGAAAACAAUCCUCGGUGUCCCCAAAUCAGUUCGAUGUUACGAUUUUCCUCGCCUUUCAACAGCUUCUUUAUCCACUGCUUAUGAACGUGCUGAAGGUAGUAAUGCAGUGGCAGAAGGAAGUAGUGAGGAUGGGGCGAUGAAGAGAGAGGAUAUGUAUGAAGUGAAACAAGAGGAGUUGGCAAUGAGUAAUGAUGCAGCAAAAGAUGGUCCAAUAAAAGCUGUGGAAGGGGCUGACAUGGUGAGAGAUAGUGCCAAGGAAUCCAUGGAUGGAGCUUGGAUGGCAGCUCAAGAAACUGCACACAAGGUUAGAGACAAAGACAAGAAGGAUUGA
Sphenostylis stenocarpa is the source of this 345-nucleotide messenger RNA. The record is from the annotation of a GenBank genome assembly. Lineage: Eukaryota; Viridiplantae; Streptophyta; Magnoliopsida; Fabales; Fabaceae.